AUGUGUUCUACAUCAGCUACUGUAUCUCCACACCCUCUUGAUUUUAUCUCAUUUCUGUGUUUGCUUCAGAGAGAAAAGGAUGCUGGGAGUAAAUGUGUUAUUUCCAUGAAAGCCAACUGCACUACCAUUUGUGACCCAAGGAACCUUGGCCAUGAAAAGACUUUUAGGUUUGACCUUGCAUAUUGGUCUCACAGUGGGUUCUUGAGGAACACAGAUGGCACGCUAGUUCCAAAUGGUCCAGACAGCAGAUACGCCGACCAGAAAACUGUAUUCUGUGAUCUUGGCCAGAGUGUAUUAAAUAAUGCCUUGCAAGGCUACAAUGCCACGCUUCUUGCCUAUGGGCAAACGGGUUCUGGGAAAAGCUACUCCAUGAUUGGCUAUGGAGCAAAUCGAGGCAUCAUUCCGGUCGUCUGUGAGGAGUUGUUCAGAGCAAUUGAAAGUAACCAAGACAAUAACAGAUGUUAUCAGGUGACAUUCAGCAUGCUGGAAAUAUACAAUGAACAGGUUACAGAUUUACUGUCUAAAACCAAGAAAGCAGGUGGCCUUAAGGUGCGAGAAGAUCAGCAUCAAGGGUUUUAUGUUGAUGGUCUAAAACUGGUGCCUUGUGAAAGCUAUGUACAAAUUGAAAGGUUGAUGGAACAAGGGAGGAAAACAAGAACCACAGCUUCAACCAGCAUGAACUCCAGCAGCAGCCGUUCCCAUAUGGUCAUCACUAUUCACUUCAAGCAGAUAUUUCUGGAAGAUGAUAUUACUAAACAAUCAACCAUACACUUGGUGGAUCUUGCAGGCAGUGAGAGACAAAAAUCAUCUGGAUCUGAAGGGGAUCGUCUUAAGGAAGGAGCCUGUGUUAACCUCAGUUUGACCACUCUGGGAAAUGUCAUCAGUGCACUUGCAGAGGCUACCAUGGGAAAGAAAGUUCUUCACAUUCCGUAUAGAGAUUCUGUUCUGACAAAACUUCUGCAGUCUGCUUUAGGAGGAAACAGUAGAACUGUCAUGAUUGCUGCAGUGAGUCCAGCAGACAUCUGCUAUGAGGAGACUUUGUCAACACUCAGAUAUGCUGAAAGAGCAAAGAAGAUCAAGAACAAGGCGGUUAUCAAUGCCAGUCCCACAGAGCGCCUUAUUAAGGAGCUGAAAGCAGAAAAUAACAAGCUUUUAUCAAGGCUGGCAGGACUCGGGAGCUCAGGAAAGAGGGUGGAAAAAGAGACCAAGGAACUGCGCCGACUGCUUGCAGAAAACGAGUUGAGAAUACAAGCAAUUCAAAAUACGUGGGAAAUGCAGCUACAAGAAGCCAGGAAAGAAUGGGAACAACAGUUUGCUGCAAUAACACAGGAGAGGAGAAUGAUACAGUCAUUUCCUUACCUUCUGAACAUAAAUGAAGACCCACAGCUGUCUGGAGUGCUGAAAUACUUCAUUCAAGAAGGGUCAUCUGACGUUGGCCAGGCUCCUUCUAACGCAAUUACCUUGAGGGGACUAGGAAUCUUACCAAAGCACGCUACUUUCACUAACUUUGAAAACAAGGUGUUAAUAAAACCUUAUGGCAAGGCUAAAGUUGUUGUUAAUGGAGUCCCAAUUGUCAUGGACACUAAACUGCAACACCUGGACCGUCUGAUCCUUGGUUCAAACAGUGGAUAUCUUUACAUUGGGUUUCCAGCUGAACGUGGCUCUGAGGACAUCAGCAAGUUUGACUAUGAUUUCUUUCAGUCUGAACUGGCAGCAGCAGAGGGUUUUAGUGUAGAUAAACUAGGUGCUAUAAGCAGUAAAGAUGGCAAACCCGACCCAAGUGUCCUGGCUGUCUUUCAUGACUACAUUAAACUGAUGCCCCUGGUGGCUGAAGUAAAUCAGAUGAGUGAAGAGUUAUCCAAGGAUCUGAAAUUUGAGCUGAAGGUAAAAAAUCUGGCUCUGACGGAUUCCAGAGGGUAUGAUCUUCAGAAAGACAUUGUAGUAAAAGUAACCAGCACAAAAACCCAACAGGUAUGGAUGUGGUCAAAAUCCAAGUUCAUCAAUAGGAAGUUUCUGAUGGAAGAAUUGUAUCAGAGAUUUCUGGAUGGAGACAUCAACUUUGACCGUAAAAGUGAUCCAUUCUGGGACCCGGUAGAGGUUAUACAUUUAGGAUCCUCUCACAUCUGGCUUCAGUCUUUAGCUUAUUGUAUGAAGCUGGAAGAACAGACAGAAGUUCUGGACUCCGAAGGGGCAGAAGAAGCCGUUCUCAUGAUAAAUAUUACCCCCUGUUCCAGCUGUGGAAGGCCUUUAACUGAAGAAGACAUUGUUAUUGAUCCUUUGGAACUGCUGGGAAGGAACAUUGUUUUCCAAAUUCAUAUACAACAGUGUCUAGGAGUCCGAUGGCUGAAAGAAGCCACAAACCGAGGGAUACAGAUUGGGUAUUGCUUUUAUGAUGUCCCUCAGCCACUGUAUACAAAGCCAGUUUGGAAAACAGUAAAUCCUCUGAUUGAUCACAAUUUGCAGUUUGUUGCCCUGAAUGUGUCUAAUGAAUUUCUUAACUACCUGCAGAAGAACGCACUAGUUGUAGAUCUCUGGGGCCUUCAAGAAGGCUGCCCUGAACAUGACUGGUCACUGCCAGAUAUAGAAACUACCAAGGAAGGUUAUAUUCUAAUUGACUGCAUGAAAACAUUACUCCCUGCAUCUACUUUGGUGGAUUCGGAUAGCCAAGUGUCUGAGCUCUAUUUGAAAUUAUUAAAAUUGGAACAAGAAACUGAGCUUUUAAGGGACAUCAACCGAGCCCUAAGAGAAGAGAAUAUCUUCCUGAAAGAGUCCCUGAAAGAGUCAGAAACGUGGACAUUUCAAGGUUGUGAGAAGGCUGUUAGAAGCUACAACAGUUCCGCUCAAAGUUCACAUUCUGCAGGUUCUUCAAAAGAAGUAGUGAGAAGUCCGGUGCUUAGGGCCAGCUAUGAUGCAGACUUUGCCAAAGCUCUGAAAGUUUUCUAUCAAAGCAUGAACACGAUCCGAGGGCAUUUCCUGCGGCUGAAACACUACAAGCCACCAGUAAGAACAUUUAAAACACAUUUUGCAUUUGCUCUAAAGAACUGGUCAAAAAAGUCGUACUGUAUACACAACUUUAUUGUUAAGGACAUUUAAUUUAAC
Messenger RNA from Rana temporaria (common frog), 3099 nucleotides. Its product is annotated as kinesin-like protein KIF28P. Bases 1 to 3093 code for a protein of 1030 amino acids. Gene Ontology annotation, cellular component: kinesin complex; microtubule. The record is from RefSeq and is a predicted model, not a curated record. Gene Ontology annotation, biological process: microtubule-based movement; cytoskeleton-dependent intracellular transport. Gene Ontology annotation, molecular function: microtubule binding; ATP binding; microtubule motor activity. Lineage: Eukaryota; Metazoa; Chordata; Amphibia; Anura; Ranidae. The transcript has 22 exons.